AUGCUAGCCGAAAGGUUGCUGUUUGUGUACCUCACUUGGCAUAUUUGCUUCGUGUCGAGCACAGCAGCAAGCAAUUCAACUGUUAUUUUGAUUGCAUUAGACGGUUUUCGCUGGGAUUUCAUAUCGAAAGCAUCCACACCAAAUCUUGACUUCAUAGCUGGCGGCGGAGUGAAGGCGAAGUACGUUGAAAACGUUUUCCCGACGGUUGCCAUGCCGAAUUUGUACACAAUUGUAACAGGUCUGUACCCUGAGAGCCACGGGAUUAUUGCGAACGAGAUGUUUGAUCCGGAUUUUAACGCAACGUUUCUCCGCAGUAAUAACGAAACAAGAUGGUGGGAUGGAGCGGAGCCAAUCUGGGUGUCAAAUCAGAAACAAGGUUUUAAAAGCGCCUUGAGUUACUGGCCGGGAUACGAUGUGAACAUUGGAGGCUAUUUGCCCAGUUUCAGUAGCGAUGAUGCGAAAUAUUCCAAACCGUUCGUUUCUAAGGACAAUCUCAUGCCAGAAAAGGAGAGAAUUGACCUUGUUAUGAAAUGGCUAACCAUGAAGGCGCCUCCAAACUUUAUAGCGAUGUAUUUCGCGGAACCUGGCAGAACCGGUCACACAUACGGGCCUGAUUCACCUAAAACAGAGAAUUCUAUUGAGAAAAGCGACUCUGCUGUAGUUGGCUAUCUCGUGGAAAAGCUGCGAAAGGCUAACUUACUCGAUAAAGUUAACGUUAUAUUUACUUCCGAUCAUGGUUUGGCAAAAUACAACACGAGUGAUUUUGUCAACUUCGAUGACAUUGUAAACGCAAGUAGUUACGAACUUUGGGCGGGAAAUGGAGCGUUUUUAACCCUGGAACCUCACUCAGGGCAAGAGGGAUAUGUGUACCAGAGCUUAAAGGAAGGGGAAGGAAACCCGAAUCGUUUCAAAGUGUACAGGAAAGAAGAAGUUCCGGAAAAACUGCAUUUCAAAAAGAAUCGAAGAAUUGGCUCUGUUGUGGUAUUGAUGGAGAAAGGUUGGUAUGCUCGUGGCUCUAAAAUGUCGAAGAACUUGACGGAAGGUAUGAUAAAAGGAGGACAAGGUUACUCUACUGUACACGAGGACAUGUACCCAUUUUUGAUCGCUCGCGGACCGGCGUUCAAAAAGAACUUCAGUUCAGACUCUUUUAAGCUCCUGGAUAUUUACCCCAUGAUCUGUGAAAUUCUCGGAAUUAAACCUGCACCGAAUAAUGGCUCCUUGGCCAGGGUGAAACAGCUCUUUGGGGAACCUUUCGCCACACCCACUACGCCUAGAGAAACCACCGAAAGCUCCACAUCAAAACAAAAAGAUGGGAAUAAUAUUGUGAAAAUUGUCGGGUUUGCGAUUGUCGGUUUUGCGGUUGUUGUGUUCCUGGUUGCAUCGAUUUUAUUGACGGUACGCUGGUGCAAGCGAGACGAGCAAUCUAAAAAAACGUGGAUGGAGAGCGAAGAGACACCGGCGAUUCAAGCUGAGGAAACACAAGCCUUGCAAGAAGAUCACGACGAAGGUGUGACAGUGUAAUUAAAACCGCAGAAAAAUUGCCUCGCCUUUUACACUCAAGAAUUAAGAUACAACUUCGACACGUUUCAUGUUUGUGUUCCUGAGUGUUAAAAAAGAUUAACGUGCAAGAGAGCUGAUAUUCUUUAGCGCAAAGAUUAUAAUUUUUGGAUUUAAACGGAGUUCGUUUUUCAGGAUUAUCGGCGCUUUUGGAAUACAUAUCGACAACUGACAAUAAAUAACAAUCAUGGAAAAUAAUUUUUGCUUUCAAAUGGUGUACCGGUAAUGAAUCAUGCAAAUUUUGCAGUGAUUAAUAAUGAACUUGACAGUACUAUUUUAAAUUUUCUUUAGGUACCGAUAAUUUAUUUGUGUAAAGAGUGUUUUAACAGGCUGGAUAGAAAAAGCUUGCCAGCAGGGUAGAAUUUGAAAAAGGAUAUGUGUACAUAGAGGGGGCAUUAAGAACAGAGUGA
Messenger RNA from Pocillopora meandrina, 1967 nucleotides. Lineage: Eukaryota; Metazoa; Cnidaria; Anthozoa; Scleractinia; Pocilloporidae. The record is from the annotation of a GenBank genome assembly.